AUCGACGACAUGGAUGAUGCCUCAAGGUCCUUUACACAACGGGUACACAUGCAAGCAAGGGUCGGUCAGCGGCUUCUCUCCCCGUCCGUCUGUAGUAUAUAUCGACAAUCCCGAGAGAACCCGCCACCCCUACUCCCGUGCACUGCUACGAGUCAGGCGCCCACUGCACGAGUAGCACUCACAGUGAGGGCACAACGUGACGGAUCGUGCGCCAAGCCGCCAUGGGGUAUCAGAGCGCUUGUGAAAAACGCCUGAAAAGCACACAGUGGAGGACACACACGACGCUGAAAGCAAUGUGUGGCCAUCGUUUCAUACCCCGAAGAAGAUGACGAACAUGAGAAUGGAGCCGAUGAAGCCGCCCGGCAGGAAGUGGCCAGAGUGGAGGUAACCCAUGAACAAACACACCUGCACGACACACACACAUUCAUUGACAGGCAGUAUCAUUGAAGCCGACGGCAUGCAUCCCGGUCUUGUGCCUCGACGCUCACUCACUUGAAUGACAGGCGUGAGCCACCCCCACACGGGCCACAAGGCGACCAUAAAGCUACACACAUACGUACACGGAGCCAGCUUAUUGUAUCCAUGCAUUGCAUGCCCAUCAUUCGAUUGGCUUACAAAACCGCUGCUGCCAGCCCGAUGCAGGUCAUCACUGGAAUGACCCUGUCACACACAACACAGGAAGGCAAGUCCCACCGGCCAAUCACACGUGGACUCUCCUUCCGCGAACUUCUUAUCGAGUUCUUCAUCGGCAGCGAUCAUAUCGUCCCGUUGCCACGGGAUCACCACAGCGAUGUAGAAGAGGCAGCAGAUGCAGAAACCCAAACACCCGAAACCCAAGUAGAGAAACACCCUGCACCACACCCGCACAACGCCCAUGACCCAUGCAUGGUCUGGCCUCUCUCUGCGUGUGUUGUGUUGUUUCUUGCCUUUUGACGUUUGGGCAUUCCCACAUGACGCGGAAGAGGUUGGUGUAGUAGAUGACGUAUAUGCUGGCGGCCACCCACAGCACGGCCUGCACCUUGUACCACACGUAGUUGAGCCGCUCAACCCACAGACGCUUCAGACGCUCACGCUCAUCCAACACCUGCAGGUCAUGGGAUGCACACACACACGACACAACAACACACAACACACAACACAUGAUGCAUUCAUUCAUCUGUCUGUCUGUCUGUCUGUCUGUCGAUGCCGUGCGUUUUAUGACCUCAUUUUCAUCGUCGUCAUCGUCUGCGAGCAGCUGCCGGCCGACAGGGAUGGGGUGGCCCGAUGCGCUCCUGCUCGUCGGCACAGGGCGGUAGCUGCCGGCGCCCUCCGGCCGACCGAUGUAACGCAGGCCAUCGAGGCGGGCCUGCUCUGGUGCAGUGACUUCACGAGCCUGAACGAAUGAACCAAGAUCCUAAAUUCAUUCGCAUCGGCCUUUUCUCCUCACCAUUGCGGCCAAGCACCAGCAGCAGCGGUUUCAGG
Messenger RNA from Vitrella brassicaformis, 1461 nucleotides. NCBI's taxonomy places the organism in Eukaryota, Vitrellaceae. The record is from the annotation of a GenBank genome assembly.